Numida meleagris (helmeted guineafowl) is the source of this 2634-nucleotide messenger RNA. RefSeq names its product protein kinase AMP-activated non-catalytic subunit beta 1 (gene PRKAB1). The record is from RefSeq and is a predicted model, not a curated record. Gene Ontology annotation, molecular function: protein kinase binding. NCBI's taxonomy places the organism in Eukaryota, Metazoa, Chordata, Aves, Galliformes, Numididae. Gene Ontology annotation, biological process: signal transduction. The transcript is spliced from 8 exons. The coding region runs from base 201 to 1022 and encodes 273 amino acids. Gene Ontology annotation, cellular component: nucleotide-activated protein kinase complex; cytoplasm; nucleus.
GCGGGCACCCCGGGGCACGGCUGGUACCGCGCCGGGGGUGCAGCCCCGGGGGGUUCCGUGUUGCUGCGGGCGGCCGCGGGCCGGAGGGGUUACGCGUGGCCGCUGUUGUUUGCAUUGACGUUCGUUACCAAGGGUGGCUGAAAGCUGCCGCCUGUUGCCUGUUCUGAGCGUGAGACGAUGCGAUUUUAAGGCCCUGAGAAAUGGGGAACACAAGCAGCGAGCGAGCCGGGCUGGAGCGCCAUGGGCACAAAGCAUCCCGAGGGGACGGCGCGGGAGGAGCCGCCAGCACCAAGGAGGGAGACAGGCCCAAAAUCUUAAUGGACAGUCCCGAAGAUGCGGACUUGUUCCAUUCAGAGGAGAUGAAGGCGCCACUGGAGAAAGAAGAGUUCCUGGCUUGGCAACAAGAUCUGGAAAUGAGCGAUAAAACCCCCACUCAAGCUCGACCAACAGUCUUUCGCUGGACUGGAGGAGGGAAAGAAGUGUAUUUAUCUGGGUCUUUCAACAACUGGAGUAAAAUUCCUUUGACGAGGAGUCACAACAACUUUGUGGCAAUCCUGGACCUGCCAGAAGGAGAGCACCAGUACAAGUUCUUUGUGGAUGGGCAGUGGACACACGAUCCUUCAGAGCCAGUUGUAACCAGCCAGCUAGGUACUGUCAACAACAUCAUCCAGGUGAAGAAAACUGACUUUGAAGUAUUUGAUGCUUUGAUGGUGGACUCCCAGAAGUGCUCAGAUAUGUCUGAGUUGUCAAGCUCACCUCCAGGACCAUACCACCAGGAGCCCUAUGUCUGUAAGGCAGAGGAGCGCUUUAAAUCUCCACCCAUUCUUCCCCCACACCUGCUGCAGGUCAUCCUGAACAAGGACACGGGCAUUUCUUGCGAUCCUGCUUUGCUUCCUGAACCCAACCAUGUCAUGCUGAACCACCUCUAUGCACUUUCUAUCAAGGAUGGAGUGAUGGUGCUUAGUGCUACACAUCGCUACAAGAAGAAAUACGUGACUACCUUGCUGUACAAGCCAAUAUGAACAUCAUAGUAGUUUGUCACCAAACGUUCUGGGCCGGUGCAGUCUCAGAAGAAAAUACUUCUCUUAACCAAAUGUAUUCCUCCUCUGUUGCUGUAGCAAAUGAACUCUGACUUCAUAUUGUCUCUGAGACUUCCAGGUUCUCCUACAUUUGCCUUAUUUUCCUGGUCCCACCUCGGAAGUUCUUGGAAAUGGCAGCUUCAUGUCAACUAGACCGAUGGCAAAUGUGUCAGUGCCCACUGUCAGCUCAGUUUUAAAAAAAAAAAAGCCAAACACCCAAUUCAGUAAGGCUGAAAAAUGUGAGGGCAGCAAAACAGAUUAAGGACCUUCAGUGAGACCAACUAUAGGAAAUAAGGAAGCCAGCCCACAGUCUAGAAAGUUCAGGAUUCUUGUAGAAUCUUAUCUGAGAUCAACGUUCAGCAAAAGCAACGUCCGUUACUGCUUCGUACCUUACGCACAUCAAAGCCACAGUUAUUUCAGGAGCAAGUCCCAAACUUGCAUGGCCGAAAUAAGUGUGAAUAGUGAUGAUUAUUUUGUAGCAGCCUUUCUAGGCUGAACCAUUGGCACAAUCACCUACAGGCUCAUUUUUAUUUUACAGUAGAUGGGGGUGCUCUGUUUCUACUGUGAAUAGCUCUGUAGUUUUUCUCUUCGUGAGAACUGAAAUAAUACAACUUUUCCCCUGUGGAAUUUCAGUUGUUUUUAAAGGCUGGGUUUUUCUGUAAAUCUUAGACGUGGCCUGCAGUAAUCUGCUUUUUGCAACCAAAGUCCCUUGCUGUCACUGUUAACUUCCUCACGCUGGGUGAGCUAGCUGGAAGGAAAGCAGGAGAUUCAGUUGAGAAUCUAGUUCUUCAGGAACAGGCUCUGUCAGCAGACUCCAAGGGAGCUGUAAGUUAUCAGUGUCCCAGCAGCCAAACUUGACUCCUGGUGUGAGCGGGUGCAUCGUGCUGGAUACAGCAGGAUUGCAUUCUGUGCCCAGGGCUAGGGCUGGGCUCCUGCACCGGGUUGCAGCAUUGACUGCAGGUAGAAAAUCCCUGCUGCUUCCAAAGCCAGGCCUGUGGCCAGCUGCACAUUUUAAUCUGUUUAUAUUUUCUAAGUAAGCGAUGGUAUUAAUGCCAGGUUGCCUGUAUGUACUUAAAGGUACUUGCAGCCUGUUUUAUCCCUAAAUAAAUGCAACGUACAGGUAGAACUGCCUGCCAGCAUGCCUCAGGCCUGUCCUGGGGGAAGCGGCUCGGGAGGUGACCUGCUAGGUCUGUUCCUGUUGGUGUUUGGUGCCUGAGAGCACCAGUGCCUGUGCCAAUGACAACCAGCCCCUCUCCUGGGGGCGGGGGAGGAGCACACUGAACAAAUCAGUAUGGAGUUGAAGUGGGGACAAAGCUGCAGCAGCCAGCAUUCAGUGGAACCAGCCACAGCAGAGGGUGGCUUGCCAUCCUCCGCUCUGUUCACUAGCAUCGUUGCAAUAUUCCGAGUAGCUCAGUGGAUGUGGGGAUAGUGCAAUGGUUUUCUUUGAAAACUCUCUUCAUUCUGUGCUACGGAUAUUAUUUGGUAUUCUGAAAUAUGGAAUUGCUUUCGGUUUUUUUUCAGCCUCGUUAGAAACAAAUAAACCAUUUUCAAGGAA